Messenger RNA from Tupaia belangeri chinensis (Chinese tree shrew), 1861 nucleotides. It is a transcript of the gene PDK3, whose product is annotated as pyruvate dehydrogenase kinase 3. The transcript is spliced from 12 exons. Lineage: Eukaryota; Metazoa; Chordata; Mammalia; Scandentia; Tupaiidae. The coding region runs from base 28 to 1176 and encodes 382 amino acids. Gene Ontology annotation, cellular component: mitochondrion. The record is from RefSeq and is a predicted model, not a curated record. Gene Ontology annotation, molecular function: pyruvate dehydrogenase (acetyl-transferring) kinase activity. Gene Ontology annotation, biological process: regulation of glucose metabolic process; protein phosphorylation.
GAUAAUGCAUGUGAGAAAACUUCAUAUAUGUUUCUGCGAAAGGAACUCCCCGUGCGACUGGCUAACACAAUGAGAGAAGUCAAUCUUCUGCCGGAUAAUUUGCUUAACCGCCCUUCAGUGGGGUUGGUUCAGAGUUGGUACAUGCAGAGUUUUCUCGAACUCUUAGAAUAUGAAAACAAGAGCCCUGAGGACCCACAGGUCUUGGAUAACUUUCUACAAGUUCUGAUUAAAGUCAGAAAUAGACACAAUGAUGUGGUUCCAACAAUGGCACAAGGAGUGAUUGAAUACAAGGAGAAGUUUGGGUUUGAUCCUUUCAUUAGCAGUAACAUUCAAUAUUUUCUGGAUCGGUUUUAUACCAACCGCAUCUCUUUUCGCAUGCUUAUUAACCAGCACACACUUCUCUUCGGUGGUGACACCAAUCCAGCUCAUCCUAAGCAUAUAGGAAGUAUUGAUCCCACCUGUAACGUAGCCGAUGUGGUGAAAGAUGCAUAUGAGACAGCCAAGAUGCUCUGUGAACAGUAUUACCUGGUAGCCCCAGAACUGGAAGUUGAAGAAUUCAAUGCCAAAGCACCAGACAAGCCUAUUCAGGUAGUUUAUGUGCCCUCACAUCUGUUUCACAUGCUAUUUGAGUUGUUCAAGAACUCCAUGAGAGCGACAGUUGAACUACAUGAAGAUAGAAAAGAGGGCUACCCAGCUGUUAAAACCCUCGUUACUUUGGGUAAAGAAGACUUAUCCAUCAAGAUAAGUGACCAAGGUGGUGGUGUCCCACUUCGAAAAAUAGAUCGUCUUUUUAACUACAUGUAUUCAACUGCUCCCAGACCUAGCCUGGAGCCUUCAAGAGCUGCCCCUUUGGCUGGAUUUGGUUAUGGCUUGCCAAUUUCUCGUCUGUAUGCUAGAUAUUUUCAGGGUGAUCUAAAACUAUAUUCCAUGGAAGGAGUAGGUACCGACGCUGUCAUUUAUUUGAAGGCUCUUUCAAGCGAAUCAUUUGAGAGACUUCCAGUUUUUAAUAAGUCUGCAUGGCGCCAUUACAAGACCACGCCUGAAGCUGACGAUUGGAGCAAUCCCAGCAGUGAGCCCAGAGAUGCCUCGAAAUACAAGGCUAAACAGGCAUGUACGGUCGCUGAAGAAACACGAAAAGAGAAACAGAGAGGGAAAGGACAAGAUCAAGACGAAUAGAACUUGGUAGAGAGCUGAAUGUUCUGGUCCUCCCUGUGAAGAAAGAUUGUCAUCUGCAAAUCAACCAGAGGGGACUCCUUUCUUCCACCACUUUUGAGCGUGGCACCGUAGUCAUUCCCAGUGCUUGAGUGCGUAACUUCUCUGUACCAGCUGGACUAUUUCAUGGAGCCUUUCCUGUAGCUACUUCAGACCUUGCAGUAAAGUCGUAACUUGAGUAAUUCCUCAUAGUACCUUGCUGCGGUGUGAUUGGCGCCUGUUGCAAAAGAGCCCAGAGCCUCUUUAGACCUCGUGUGCCCUCAACUCUCCAUCUCAUUCUCAUGAAGUCUACUGUCCACAGUCUCCCCAGGAUUCUGAAGCUCCUUCCCCAUUCCAGAUACAGCAGAUCCUGCUGUUGCUCUGUAACCAAAUAUUGUAUUUGUCCUGAACCUCCAGCUAGGGCCUGGGGAAUCUGGCAGUGGAACACAGCAGCUAAGCAUGUCCUGAUAAUUCAGUCCCAAGGCCCUUCCUCCUCAUAUGCAUCCCUCCUCUACUCUCUGAUUCAGACGUUUGCCUUCUUCCAUCUGAUCGUAUUCUCAUUGUGAGGGGUAGGUACUUUGUGUUAGAGCUUAUUCAAUCGAUGCCUUGAUUUGAUUUUAAAAUCAUUUGUAUACUUCCAUUCUGUUAAUUAAAGCGUUCCAAAAGUUGU